Molecule: messenger RNA, 2277 nt
Organism: Cryptomeria japonica (Japanese cedar)
Lineage: Eukaryota; Viridiplantae; Streptophyta; Pinopsida; Cupressales; Cupressaceae
Product: glycosyltransferase family 92 protein RCOM_0530710
Exons: 1
Coding region: 168-2021 (617 amino acids)
Source: RefSeq, a predicted model, not a curated record
CCUUGGAAAAAGUCCACAUACAGCUAAUUAGGUGGAGAACUUCAAAACUAAAUGUUUAGAGUAGCAUCAUGGCUAAUGAUUCUCUGGCUCGAUCACCAGUCAUUAGAAUCAACAAAUAGAAGAAGACAGUUUCAGCGAUUGAUUUGAUUUGAUUUGAUUUGUCAAGCAUGUCGUUCAGGUACAGGCGCAGCAGCAGCAAUAAGAAAGAAGACUGGGUUAUCAAGGAAAUCAGUCAGAGUCCCAGAAGAACUGUUCCCACGAUCUCAGAGCCAAGGAAGACUCCUUUCAGGCUCUGUUCUGCCAUUGCUAUCGUUGCCAUAGUUCUUGCCCUCGUUGUUACUGCUACAUUUGUUAUUCACAUUUCUCACAAAAAUGUUUUGCCCUUUGCUUUACUUACCAAGCAAGAGAGAUUCCUGCAAAUGAAAGGAUUUGAGAUGCAGAGGGAAUCAAAGGAAAGCAAAUCAAAUACCCAUUCUGGAAACGAGGCUGUCUAUAUUGAGGAUGUGGUUCUACUUCCUGAUGAAGUGGUUGCCAUGGUCCUCCUGUCCUCUGCAACUUCUAGUCUAUUAGGGCAGAGAUCCAUGGUUGUAUGUGUAUAUUCUGAUAAAAUCUUUACAGAGGUCAAUGGAAUUGAAUACUUGGAUGGCCGAGCUGCUGUAAGAUGCCAACUACCUGAGAAAAAAGAGGCAGAGGCCUAUAAGCAUUAUAUAAAAAGAUUGCUGUCUCUGAAACUAUUGAACAGAGAUCUAAACAGACAUGUCAGGCAAAUAAAUAAGCCUUCUGAUGAAAGUAUCUUAAAGUGGGACUUUUUAAUUUAUGAAAGCUUUUCUACAAGUACAGAUGUGGUUUUGUUUGCCAAAGGAUUGAAUCACAGACAAGGAGUCAAUACAGAUCCCGAAUCUCUGCGCUGUGUGUACAAUGGUACAGUGGAGACAGCUGUGACAGUCUCCAGCCAAGAAGUCUUCAGAUGUAAGCAUCCAAAUAAAGCACACAGAUCAGAGCUUUUAGGCACAAGAAUUUCUCUUAGAUGGCAAGGAAGGCUGAUUCCAUCUGUGGCUUACUAUCAACAGCCUCAGGAUCAGCACAGAGAAGAUGAUUUCAGCCACAGAGAAGUACUCUGUUCAUGCACCAUGGUAUUCAAUGUGACAAAGUUUCUCAAGGAAUGGGUCACGUAUCAUUCACAUUUGGGUGUAGGGCACUUUUUUCUGUAUGACAACAACAGUGAGGAUAACCUGGAAGGAACUGUGGCUGCUCUGGGAGGUGAAUUCAAUGUAACCAGGCAUCCCUGGCCAUGGGUAAAGACUCAGGAGGCUGGAUUUUCACACUGUGCUUUGCUUGCCAGAAACAAAUGCCAAUGGAUGGUAUUUGCAGAUGUGGACGAGUUCAUUUUUUCUCCUGAGUGGCUAGAUCUUGUGAAAGAAGAUACCCAAUUCACGGAAGAAGCAAAUAAGACCAAAUCUGGGUCAAACCCAUCACAAAUUGGCAGAAAAGCAUUAGAAUCAUUGGUGAUGGAGAGAAGCAAAAACAUUACAGAUAGUGAAACCCAAACUGGGCAAAUAUCUAUAAACUGUAAUAACUUUGGGGCAUCAGGGCUGAAGGUGCACCCUGAGAGAGGAGUCACACAGGGCUACACAUGCAGAGAAAAAGCCCAACACCGCCAUAAAUCCAUUGUAUUGCUUGAAGCACUUUCCCCUUCUUUGCUCAAUGUGAUUCAUCAUUUUCAGCUAAAACCAGGUUACACAACGGAUCAUCUGAGAUCCAAUGAGGCAGUGAUAAACCAUUACAAGUACCAGGCGUGGAGUGAAUUUAAGUCCAAGUUCAGAAGGAGGGUAUCGGCAUAUGUUGUGGAUUGGACAGAAGCGAAGAAUGCAGAGUCACAGGAUAGGACUCCUGGGCUGGGAAAGGAGGCCAUUGAGCCUCCUGACUGGGAAAACAGAUUUUGUGAGGUCAAUGAUACGGCAUUGAGAGACUUCAAUCUGAAAGUAUUUUCUUCAGGCUCAAAAAUGCUUUGGCAAUUGUAAGGUUAUCCAUUAUUUACCCAUCUGUUAACCAGGAAAACAGGAGGAGAAAAAGUAAAUGCUUUUUUAGGGUACAAAUUUAAGUCCGAGCCUGCAAAUAUUCAUCCCCUGUACUAACCUUUUUGUCCCCAAACUCUUGAAACCAUUUGCUUUUUUUGCUGCUGCAAUUACGUAUCUAGUUAUAGAUUUGUCAUCAAUAAGUGUCUUACUUGAUAAGACAAUGAGCAUUCAAUUGAGAAAAGUAUAAUAAAAUAUUUUU